AGUGCUGGAAACCCCGCGGCGGGAGGAGGCGACGGGCUUGGCGUUGCGCACACUGCCGGAGGUGGAAGGUCAGGGGAGGGACAAAGCCCUUCUCCCGUGCAGGAGCGAGAUCUGAACUGCGCUGGGCGCCCGGACCCCUGGUCCAGCCCUCAGCCCUCGCGGCCGCCGCCCAGUCCGCUGUUCCACCGCCAGGUGCAAAAUGCCGUGUCAUUGGGAGAGUCUGCGGCCGGAGCAUUGAAUUACAGCUUAGCCGAACCCGGGUAGGGCGGCGGGGGUGGAAGGUGAGCAGAAGCCCCUGUUCUCCUCGGAGCACCCGCUGACAAGCGGGCUGAGCGCAGCCGGGGCGCGGACCGAGUGGAGCCCACUGAAGCAGCCCGGGACUGGCCUGUUCCUCUUUAAGAGCCGCUGCUCUGAGCCGGGAGCCAGUGAUCCAAGCCGUUCUCCCUCCGCCAGCUCUCUCCAGUGAGGGAACCCACGAGCUGCGCCUCGACCGUCCCCGACCUUCCCCAGCCCUCUCCGCGCCCUGGGCGCACUGGGCCCUGACUCCCCGCCAGUCAUGCUGAGGGUCUUCAUCCUCUACGCCGAGAACGUCCACACCCCGGACUCCGACAUCAGCGAUGCCUACUGCUCUGCGGUGUUUGCAGGGGUGAAGAAGAGAACCAAAGUCAUCAAGAACAACGUGAACCCCGUGUGGAAUGAGGGCUUUGAGUGGGACCUCAAGGGUGUCCCCCUGGACCAAGGCUCCGAGCUUCACGUGGUGGUCAAAGACCAUGAGACGAUGGGGAGGAACAGGUUCCUGGGGGAGGCCAAUGUCCCACUCCGGGAGGUCCUUGCCACCCCCAGUCUGUCUGCCAGCUUCAAUGCCCCGCUGCUGGACACCAAGAAGCAGCCCACAGGGGCCUCGCUGGUCCUGCAGGUGUCCUACACGCCUCUCCCUGGAACCACGCCCACGUUCCCACCUUCGACGCCUCUGGAACCCUCCCCGACUCUGCCUGACAUGGAUAUGGUGGCUGACACAGGAGGAGAGGAGGAUACUGAGGACCAGGGGCUCACGGGAGACGAGGCCGAGCCAUUCCUGGACCAGAGCGGGGCUCCGGGCCCAGGGGCCCCCAUCACCCCAAAGAAGCCACCUUCCCAUCCUCCCCCCUACCACCCCGGGGCAAGAAGGAAGAGAAGCACGCCCGCACCCAGAAAGCCGCUGUCGGACAAAUCGCAGGACUUCCAGAUCAGGGUCCAGGUGAUCGAGGGACGCCAGCUGCCGGGAGUGAACAUCAAGCCUGUGGUCAAGGUCACCGCAGCUGGGCAGACCAAGCGGACGCGGAUCCACAAGGGAAAUAGCCCCCUCUUCAACGAGACUCUUUUCUUCAAUGUGUUUGACUCUCCCGCGGAGCUGUUCGACGAACCCAUCUUUAUCACGGUGGUGGACUCCUGUUCCCUCCGGACAGAUGCUCUCAUUGGGGAGUUCCGGAUGGACGUGGGCAGCAUCUACCGAGAGCCCCGACAUGCUUAUCUCAGGAAAUGGCUGCUGCUUUCGGACCUGGAUGAUUUCUCUGCUGGAGCCAGAGGCUACCUGAAAGUGAGCCUUUGUGUGCUGGGGCCUGGAGACGAAGCCCCCCUGGAGAGAAAAGACCCCUCUGAAGACAAGGAGGACAUUGAAGGCAACCUGCUCAGGCCGACCGGCGUGGCCCUCCGCGGAGCGCACUUCUGCCUGAAGGUCUUCAGGGCCGAGGAUUUACCGCAGAUGGAUGAUGCCGUAAUGGACAACGUGAAGCAGAUCUUUGGCUUUGAGAGUAACAAGAAGAACUUGGUGGAUCCCUUCGUGGAAGUCAGCUUCGCGGGGAAAAUGCUCUGCAGCAAGAUCCUGGAGAAGACGGCCAACCCUCAGUGGAACCAGAGCAUCACGGUGCCUGCCAUGUUUCCCUCCAUGUGUGAGAAAAUGAGGAUUCGUGUCAUAGACUGGGACCGCCUUACGCACAACGACAUUGUGGCCACCACCUACCUGAGUAUGUCGAAAAUCUCUGCCUCUGGAGGAGAAAUAGAAGAGGAGUCUGCAGGUGUGGUCACGCCUCCUCCAGCCACAGACCUGGAUGACCAUCUGGGCUUCCUCCCCACCUUCGGGCCCUGCUAUGUCAACCUCUACGGCAGCCCCAGGGAGUUCACUGGCUUCCCGGACCCCUAUGCAGAGCUCAACACGGGCAAGGGGGAAGGUGUGGCCUACCGAGGCCGGCUUCUGCUCUCCCUGGAGACCAAGCUGGUGGAGCACAGCGAACAGAAGGUGGAAGAUCUCCCUGCGGAUGACAUCCUUCGGGUGGAGAAAUACCUCCGGAGGCGCAAAUACUCGCUCUUUGCCGCCUUCUACUCGGCCACCAUGCUGCAGGACGUUGACGACGCGGUCCAGUUUGAGGUCAGCAUCGGGAACUACGGGAACAAGUUCGACACGACCUGCCUGCCACUGGCCUCCACCACCCAGUACAGCCGGGCGGUCUUUGAUGGAUGCCACUACUACUACUUACCCUGGGGCAACGUGAAGCCCGUGGUGGUGCUGUCAUCCUACUGGGAGGACAUCAGCCACAGAGUCGAGGCUCAGAACAAGCUGCUUAGGAUCGCUGACCAGCUGGAAGCCGGCCUGGAGCAGGUCCACUUGGCCCUGAAGGCUCAGCACUCUGCCGAGGACGUGGACUCCCUGGUGGCUCAGCUGAUGGAUGAGCUCAUUGCAGGCUGCAGCCAACCCCUGGGUAAUGUUCAAGAGACGCCCUCCGCCACCCACCUGGACCACUACCUGUACCGCCUGCGCACCCGUCACCUGAGCCAGAUCACUGAGGCGGCCCAGGCCCUGAAGCUCGGCCACAGUGAACUCCCCACCGCCCUGGAGCAGGCUGAGGACUGGCUCCUGCGUCUCCGUGCCCUGGCAGAUGAGCCCCAGAACAGCCUGCCUGACAUCGUCAUCUGGAUGCUGCAGGGUGACAAGCGGGUGGCGUACCAGCGGGUGCCCACCCACGAGGUCCUCUUCUCCCGACGGGGCACCAGCUACUGUGGCAAGAAUUGUGGAAAGCUGCAGACGAUGUUUCUGAAAUAUCCAAUGGAGGGGGUGCCCGGAGCCCGGAUGCCAGUUCAGAUUCGGGUCAGGCUCUGGUUCGGGCUCUCUGUGGAUGAAAAGGAGUUCAACCAGUUUGCUGAGGGCAAGCUCUCCGUCUUUGCUGAAACCUAUGAGAACCAGACCAAGCUGGCUCUGGUCGGGAACUGGGGCACAACGGGCCUCACCUACCCCAAAUUUUCUGACGUCACGGGCAAGAUCAAGCUACCGAAGGAGAGCUUCCGCCCCUCAGCUGGCUGGGCCUGGGCUGGAGACUGGUUCGUGUGUCCAGAGAAGACCCUGCUUCAUGACACCGACGCGGGCCACCUGAGCUUCGUGGAGGAAGUGUUUGAGAACCAGACCCGGCUCCCCGGAGGCCAGUGGAUCUACAUGAGCGACAACUACACGGACGUGAACGGGGAGAAGGUGCUUCCCAAGGAUGACAUCGAGUGCCCGCUGGGCUGGAAGUGGGAAGAUGAAGAGUGGUCCACGGACCUCAAUCGGGCCGUUGACGAACAAGGCUGGGAGUACAGCAUCACCAUCCCCCCGGACCGGAAGCCGAGGCACUGGGUCCCUGCUGAGAAGAUGUACUACACACACCGUCGGCGGCGCUGGGUCCGCCUGCGCAGGAGGGACCUCAGCCAGAUGGAGGCGCUGAAGAGGCACAGGCAGGCAGAGGCAGAGGGUGAGGGCUGGGAGUACGCCUCGCUCUUUGGCUGGAAGUUCCACCUGGAGCACCGCAAGACAGACGCCUUUCGCCGCCGCCGCUGGCGCCGCCGCAUGGAGCCACUGGAGAAGACGGGGCCUGCAGCUGUGUUUGCCCUCGAGGGGGCCCUGGGCGGCGUGGUGGACGACAGGAGUGAAGAUUCCAAGUCUGUCUCCACCUUGAGCUUUGGCGUGAACAGACCCACGAUUUCCUGCAUCUUUGACUACGGGAACCGCUACCAUCUACGCUGCUACAUGUACCAGGCCCGGGAUCUGCCUGCGAUGGACAAGGACUCCUUUUCUGAUCCCUAUGCAAUCGUAUCCUUCAUGCACCAGAGCCAGAAGACGGUGGUGGUGAAGAACACCCUGAACCCCACCUGGGACCAGACACUCAUCUUCUACGAGAUCGAGAUCUUCGGUGAGCUGGCCAGCAUCGCCGAGCAGCCGGCCAGCAUCGUGGUGGAGCUGUACGACCACGACACCUAUGGUGCAGAUGAGUUUAUGGGACGCUGCAUCUGUCAGCCGAGUCUGGAACGGAUGCCCCGGCUGGCCUGGUUCCCGCUGACCAGGGGCAACCAGCCGGCGGGUGAGCUGCUGGCCUCUUUUGAGCUCAUCCAGAGAGAGAAGCCGGCCAUCCACCAUAUCCCUGGUUUUGAGGUGCAGGAUACAUCAGGGAUCCUGGAAGAGCUGUGUGCACCCGCCGUCUUCCUCCAGGGCCUCCUGCAAACGUCGGAGGACACGGACCUACCCUAUCCGCCACCCCAGAGGGAGGCCAACAUCUACAUGGUCCCCCAGAACAUCAAGCCUGUUCUCCAGCGAACCGCCAUCGAGAUCCUGGCGUGGGGCCUUCGGAACAUGAAGAGCUACCAGCUGGCCAGCGUGUCCUCCCCCAGCCUGGUGGUGGAGUGCGGGGGCCAGACCGUGCAGUCCUGUGUCAUCAAGAACCUCCGGAAGAACCCCAACUUUGACAUCUGCACCCUCUUCAUGGAAGUGAUGCUGCCCAGGGAGGAGCUCUACUGUCCCCCCGUCGUGAUCAAGGUAAUUGAUAAUCGCCAGUUUGGCCGCCGGCCUGUGGUGGGCCAGUGUACCAUCCGCUCCCUGGAGAGCUUCCUGUGCGACCCUUACUCAGAGGAGAGUCCGUCCCCACAGGGCGGCCCAGAUGACGUGAGCUUACUCAGUCCUGGGGAAGAUGUGUUGAUUGACAUCGACGACAAGGAGCCCCUCAUCCCCAUCCAGCUUGCAGAUGGUCUGUCGGGCUUCGCCCCCACUAACAUGGCGUCUUCUCCAUCCAGUCGUCAUUGCUCCAAUGGUGCUGGAAAAGAAGGUAAGAUCCUUCUGGAGGAGGAGUUCAUUGAUUGGUGGAGCAAAUUCUUUGCCUCGAUAGGGGAGAGGGAAAAGUGCGGGUCCUACCUGGAGAAGGACUUCGACACUCUAAAGGUCUAUGACACACCACUGGAGAAUGUGAAGGACUUUGAGGGCCUGUCUGACUUUUGUAACACCUUCAAGCUCUACCGGGGCAAGACUCAGGAGGAGAUGGAAGACCCAUCUGUCAUUGGGGAGUUUAAGGGCCUCUUCAAAAUUUAUCCCCUCCCAGAAGACCCGGCCAUCCCCAUCCCCCCAAGACAGUUCCACCAGCUUGCUUCCCAGGGGCCCCAGGAAUGCCUGGUCCGCAUCUACAUUAUCCGAGCGUUUGGCCUGCAGCCCAAGGACCCCAAUGGGAAGUGUGAUCCUUACAUCAGGAUCUCCAUAGGGAAGAAGUCGGUGAAUGACCAGGACAGCUACAUCCCCUGUACUCUGGAGCCUGUGUUUGGAAAGAUGUUCGAGCUGACCUGCACUCUGCCUCUGGAGAAGGACCUGAAGGUUACCCUCUAUGACUACGACCUCCUCUCCAAGGACGAAAAGAUCGGGGAGACGGUUAUCGACCUGGAGAACAGGCUGCUGUCCAAGUUUGGGGCUCGCUGCGGACUCCCCCAGACCUACUGCAUCUCUGGACCCAACCAGUGGCGGGAUCAGCUCCAUCCCUCUCAGCUCCUCCACCUGUUCUGCCAGCAGCGCAGAGUCAAGGCCCCCGUGUACCGGACAGACCGUGUAGUGUUUCAGGAUAAAGAAUACACCAUCGAAGAAAUAGAGGCUGGCAGGGUCCCGAACCCACACCUGGGCCCAGUGGAGGAGCGUCUGGCCUUGCAUGUCCUCCGGCAGCAGGGCCUGGUCCCUGAGCACGUGGAGUCCCGGCCCCUCUAUAGUCCCCUGCAGCCGGACAUCGAGCAGGGGAAGCUGCAGAUGUGGAUCGACCUGUUUCCAAAGGCCCUGGGGCGGCCGGGACCUCCUUUCAACAUCACCCCACGGAGAGCCAGAAGGUUUUUCCUGCGUUGUAUUAUUUGGAACACCAAGGAUGUGAUCCUGGACGACCUCAGCAUCACCGGGGAGAAGAUGAGCGACAUUUACGUGAAAGGUUGGAUGGUUGGCUUUGAAGAGCACAAGCAAAAGACAGAUGUGCAUUACCGGUCCCUGGGAGGUGAAGGCAACUUUAACUGGAGGUUCAUUUUCCCUUUUGACUACCUGCCAGCUGAGCAAGUCUGCACUGUCUCCAAGAAGGAUGCUUUCUGGAGGCUGGACAAGACAGAGAGCAAGAUCCCCGCCCGAGCGGUAUUCCAGAUCUGGGACAACGACAAGUUCUCCUUUGAUGACUUUCUGGGCUCUCUGCAGCUGGACCUCAACCGCAUGCCCAAGCCUGCCAAGACAGCUGAGAAGUGUUCCCUGGACCAGCUGGAUGACACUUUCCACCCGGAGUGGUUUGUGUCCCUUUUUGAACAGAAAACAGUGAAGGGCUGGUGGCCCUGUGUGGCGGACGAGGGUGAGAAGAAGAUACUGGCGGGCAAGUUGGAGAUGACUUUGGAGAUUGUGGCCGAGAGCGAACAUGAGGAGCGGCCAGCCGGCCAGGGCAGGGAUGAGCCCAACAUGAACCCCAAGCUCGAGGACCCAAGGCGCCCUGACACCUCCUUCCUCUGGUUCACCUCCCCGUACAAGACUAUGAAGUUCAUCCUCUGGCGGCGGUUCCGGUGCGCCAUCAUCCUCUUCGUCCUUCUCUUCAUUCUCCUGCUGUUCUUGGGCAUCUUCGUCUACUCCUUCCCGAACUAUACUGCCAUGAAGCUGGUGAAGCCAUUCAGCUGAGGACCCUCGGGCCCAGGACUGGCUGCCUCCUCUGCUCUGCUCAGCUGAGUGUCUCCAGAUGUCCAGGCCUCACCGUCCUGCCAGGGUGGGCAGACAGAGAGAGGGACUGGCACGUGCUCCAAGUGUUGGCGACAUCGAGCCCUGCGGUCACCCCGCUUUCAUCAUUUCUUUCUCCCCCAACCCAACCCUUUUGGGGAUCAGCCCUGUGUAUUUCAGUAUAAAACAGUUUG
Messenger RNA from Delphinapterus leucas (beluga whale), 7179 nucleotides. The record is from RefSeq and is a predicted model, not a curated record. NCBI's taxonomy places the organism in Eukaryota, Metazoa, Chordata, Mammalia, Artiodactyla, Monodontidae.